AUGGUACUUUCUCAAUAUUUAGUGUGCACGCAGAUAGAUACCCUUAAAAAGUCAAUUAAUACUUUACCUCAGUUUUUCAAAACAGUUCGUAACCGUGACAACUUAACUAUGCCAAUACAUCGCACAACACUUUUUAGACGAUCUUUCACAUACAACGCAAUUUUAUAUUACAAUAGCUUAGCCCAGGAUCUGAAGACUAUCCAGUCUUCCCGGAGUUUUAAAACUCAAAUGUGAAAUCACCGAGUGCAAUAGGUUCUGCCACAAAAUAGGGCGCACUGUAGGGCUCUGCAUCUUUGGACAAUGUGUAUGUCAGUGACAGUUCGACAAGAUUGGAUUUACUAAAUGUCUACAUCGUUUUUAUUCUUAUAUUUAAAAAGUAGUACUAUGUCAAUAAAGAACUAAAUAUAUAACAAUUAAUAAGCUGGU
Acanthoscelides obtectus is the source of this 426-nucleotide messenger RNA. The record is from the annotation of a GenBank genome assembly. Lineage: Eukaryota; Metazoa; Arthropoda; Insecta; Coleoptera; Chrysomelidae.